GAGGUCAUAUUGUUCCGGUCGGGCGACACAAUGAAACUAUUCCUGGUAGUGUUGUGCGGCGUGGCGGCGCUGAGCGCGCGGGCGGCGGCCGAGGAGCCCAUCCUGCAGUACUACCACGACAGCGCGGGAGUGGCGCUGGCCGAGCUCAUCCGCCAGUCUGAGGAGGCGGCCGACUUCGACGGCUCGCGCAUCGCCGGCGGCUCCCUAGCCAACCUCGGCGCAUACCCCUACCUGGGCGGGCUCGUGGUGACGCUGAACGACGGCCGUACUUCCGUGUGCGGCUCCACUAUGUUGACGAACACGCGCUUCGUAACGGCGGCGCACUGCUGGUUCGACGGGCGUAACAAUGCUCGCCAAGUCACCGUCGUUGUAGGCUCCGCGACCCUAUUCUCCGGCGGCACCCGCGUUAACACCAACAACGUGCAGAUCCACGGAAGCUACAACUCCGCCACCCUGCACAACGACGUCGCCAUCAUCGCCACCUGGCACAUCGGCUACAGCAAUAACAUUCGCAACAUCGGACUGGCGUCGGGCACCAACCAGUUCGCCGGCACGUGGGCUUGGGCCGCUGGCUUCGGCAGGACAGGAAACAACGCAGUGAUCGGCAACAACCAGAGGUUGUCGCACGUGCAGGUGCAGGUGAUCACGAACGCGGUGUGUGCGCAGACGUACGGCCCCAAUGCUAUCAUCGCCUCCACGCUGUGUACCAGUGGCGCCGGCGGCCGCGGCGUCUGCCCCGGCGACUCUGGAGGCCCGCUCGUCGCCAACAACCAGCUCAUCGGAGUGAUCUCAUUCACGGCGCAGCGCGGGUGCCAGGCGGGCAUGCCUUCCGGCUACGCACGGGUUACCUCCUUCCGCUCUUGGAUUGUCAGCCGCAUAUAAACAUCCCGCAUUCCACGAUUGUACCAUUUUUGUUAAUAAAAUUUAGGGCUUAAGAA
Papilio polytes (common Mormon) is the source of this 938-nucleotide messenger RNA. RefSeq names its product collagenase-like. Gene Ontology annotation, biological process: proteolysis. Lineage: Eukaryota; Metazoa; Arthropoda; Insecta; Lepidoptera; Papilionidae. The record is from RefSeq and is a predicted model, not a curated record. Gene Ontology annotation, molecular function: serine-type endopeptidase activity. The coding region runs from base 31 to 882 and encodes 283 amino acids. The transcript has 5 exons.